Messenger RNA from Sarcophilus harrisii (Tasmanian devil), 4867 nucleotides. RefSeq names its product synaptonemal complex protein 1 (gene SYCP1). The coding region runs from base 219 to 3215 and encodes 998 amino acids. NCBI's taxonomy places the organism in Eukaryota, Metazoa, Chordata, Mammalia, Dasyuromorphia, Dasyuridae. The record is from RefSeq and is a predicted model, not a curated record. The transcript has 33 exons. Gene Ontology annotation, molecular function: double-stranded DNA binding. Gene Ontology annotation, biological process: lateral element assembly; meiotic DNA repair synthesis; synaptonemal complex assembly. Gene Ontology annotation, cellular component: central element; transverse filament; synaptonemal complex.
CAGCUGCUCCCCGUGAGCACGUGGCCUUCAAGAAUCUCGCGAGACUGGCUUCCCUGCGUUGUCUCCUCCCCCCUGCACUCGGUGGCGGUUGGAAUCGCAUAACGGCCGACGGCCUCGAGGCGUUCCCGCCUUUUUGAAGCGGCGGUUGAGGGGGCAGCGGCCUUUUGUCCUUUUCUCGCCCCACAUCGCCCACGGGAAGGCAGCCCGACUCGGCAGAAAUGGAAAAGGAAAAGCCUUUUAAAUUGUUUGUACCACCAAGACUCAGCAGCAGUCAAGUAUCAGCAGUUAAACCUCAGACCAUAGGAGGAGACACUAAUUUUUUCAAGGGUUUUAACAAAAGUGGUGAAGAUGAAUUUGGCUUGCCUUUUGGAAUAACUAAACCAUCUAAACGUAGUGAACACAUUGAUUCAGAUCCAGUUUUGCAAAAAGUUAAUUUUUUGCCCAUGAUUGGAGAGGUUCGUACUGAGCAGUCUGACUUCUUGGAAGAAUUAAAAAACCCUCAGUUUGAGACUUCAGAGCCAAUAAGCAGAGUUUAUUCAAAAUUAUAUAAGGAGGCUGAAAAAAUUAAGAAAUGGAAGGUGAAUAUAGAAUUUGAACUAAACCAGAAGGAGAAAAAGUUACAGGAAAAUAGAAAGAUUAUUGAAGCACAGCGAAAAGCCAUUCAGGAGUUGCAGUUUGAAAAUGAGAAAGUAAGUUUGAAGUUAGAAGAUGGAAUCCAGGAAAAUAAAGAAUUACUAAAAGAGAACAACGCCACAAGACAUAUGUGCAAUCUACUCAAAGAAACCUGUGCUUGGUCAGCAGAAAAGUCAAAGAAAUAUGAGUAUGAAAGGGAAGAAACUAGACAACUAUAUUCAGAUCUAAAUAAUAAUUUGGAGAAAAUGGUACAAGCUUUUGAAGAACUUCGAGUGGGAGCUAAAAGUUACAGACAGGAAAUGCAUUUUAAAUUGAAGGAAGCAUGUGAAAACAUUCAACAACUUGAAAAAGAGCAAACAAAAGAAAUACAUGAUAAGGAAAAGAAGAUAUCAUUAUUAUUGAUGCAGAAUGAUGAGAAAGAAAUGAAAAUUAAAGAUUUGAAGUUGCUGCUACAAGAAUACAGUGACAAACUUAAUCAAUUUCAAGAAAAAAUGAAAUGGCAAAAUGAAAAUUUAAAAGAAUCAAAAGACCAACAGGAUCACUUGAUGUCAGAAUUAGAAGAAGUUAAACUGUCUUUGCAAAAAAGUGAGAGUGCUCAAAAGAUAUUAGAAGAAGAAUUACAGACUGCAGGCAAAACAGUAAUGCAGCUUACCAGACUAAAAGAAACUCAGAUGGAAGAAAUUAGUGAAGCUAAAGUUAUACAUUCAUCAGUUGUUGCUAAAUUUGAAACUACUAUUUCCAGUUUGAAAGAACUGUUGACAACAGAACAGCACAGAUUAAAGCAAAAUGAAGAACAGUUGAAAAUUCUUACCUUGGAGCUACAGAAGAAAUCAGAUGAACUAGAGGACAUGAAACUAUGUAAAAGGGACAAAGAAAUGCAACUUGAAGAAUUAAAAGGCAUCUUGGAGGAAAAUCAAAGACUUUUAAAUGAAAAGAAACAUUUAGAGAUGAUUACUGAAAAACUGCAGGCAACAGAAAUAGAACUAAAUGGGAUUCUUCAAAUCAGACAGAAAGAAGUACAUGACUUGGAAAUAAAAUUAAAUGAAACUGCUACAAAUGAACAAAAUUACUUACAACAGGUUGCAGAACUUAAAACUGAACUUGAACAAGAGAGGCUAAAAAGUAUUGAAUUAACUGAGAAUUUAAAAAAGCUUUCAGUAGAAAACAAACAAAUGGCACAAGAAAAAAUGACUACAGCCCUAGAGUCUAAGAAACUGCAAGAAGAUAUUAAUGAUAGCAAAAAGCAAGAAGAAAAGAUGAUGAAGCAAAUUGAAAAUCUAGAAGAAACAAAAAACUUAUUGAGGAAUGAAUUGGAUGCUAUAAAAGUGGAGUUAAAAGAAAAAAAUGAAGAAGUUGAAACUAAAUUGAACAAGAGUGAAGAAAAUGCCAGAAGCAUUGAAAGUGAAAUUUUGAAAAGAGAUAAGCUUGUAAAGAUAUUAGAAAACAAGUUUAACAAUUUAAAAAAACAAAUGGAAAAUAAAAUCAAAUCCUUUGAAGAACUACAGCAAGAGAAUAAAGCCUUAAAAAAGAAAAGUGUGGCAGAGAACAAACAGUUGAGCACCUAUGAGAUAAAGGUGAAUAAAUUAGAAUCAGAGCUAAAUGACUCUAACAAGAAAUUUGAAGAAAUGACUGACAACUACCAAAAAGAAAUUGCUGACAAAAAGAUAUCAGAAGAAAAUCUUUUGGGAGAGGUUGAAAAAACAAAGGCAAUAGCAGAUGAAGCUGUAAAACAACAAAAAGAAAUUGAUCUAAGAUGUCAACAUAAAAUUGCUGAAAUGGUAGCACUUAUGGAAAAACAUAAAGAUCAAUAUGAUAAAAUAGUUGAAGAAAGAGAUGCAGAAUUAGGAUUAUAUAAGAGCAAAGAGCAAGAGCAGUCAUUGAAGAAAAUAUCUUUGGAAAUUGAGAUAUCUAAUCUCAAGAGCAAACUUUCAUCUGUUGAGACUCAGCUUAAAGUAGAAACUGAGGAAAAGGAAAAACUUUUAAGAGAGGCAAAAGAAGAUAGCGCCAUGCUCAAGGAGAAGAAGGAUAAGAAAAUACAAACGUCUGUCUUGGCAACUCCUGAAACCAGCAAGUGGAAAUGUGAUUCUAAAAUAGAUACUUCAGAAAAUGCAUCAUUAAAUUUCACAUCAGUUGAUCACAUCCAAUCAAAAAACAAAGAAUUUCUCUGGACACCUGCCAAAAAAUCUUUAUCUACACCAUCAAUAAAGGCAUACACUGUAAAGACACCAACAAAAAUGAAAAUACUGCAGAUUGAAAAGAAGAAUCCAUACAAGGAAGGAACAAAUAGAAAAAGAAAAAUGCUAUUUGAUUUUGAUACGAAUUCAGAUAGUUCAGAUCAAAAUGACCUUUUGAGCAUGGUUUCAGAUGAAGACAAAUUUCAAAAACUAUACAAGAGUUAUCCUCAAGCUUCUCAUCAAAGUGUUGCAACACCAAAGAAGAAUCAGAGACCUUUAUCUUUAACAACUCCAGGAUCAGCACUGAAAUUUGCAGCUAUGAGAAAAAUGAGAGAAGAUGGUUGGGCUGCAGUUUCUAAAGUGGACAGGAAAAAAAAAAUAAAGGAAGCAGAAAAGCUAUUUACUUAAAAUUUAGUUAAAUGGUAGAACUAACUAGUUUAAUAACAUAAAAUUUGUUACAAUAGAUUUUGUUUUGUCUUUGGUAGUUCAUGAUUUUUUAUUUAGGCUGUCCUAAGUUUUCUAGAAAUAGACAAAGCUUUAAAUUGCUUUUGCAUUUGUGUAAAAGACUUAAUUUUCCUUUGCUAUAUUUUAGGUUUAAAUAUAAAUAAUUGUAUAUUACUUGAAAAGUUAUAACUGUAUUCAAUUCAUUAAAUACAGUUUUGCUAUUGCUAUUAUUUUGAUUCAGGUUGUUGUUGCCCAAAUUUUUUUUAAGAAGACUAUUGACUGAAAUUUUCUGUUGAUUUUUGUUUCAAACAGUAUUUAUUUUUCAUUCUACUGUGAGAACAUUUUGAACAUAAAUAGUUCUUAUAGGCCCAGUGUAGUCAGUCAAGACACAUUACUACAAAGUUAGUUACUGAAAUAUUAUUUUGUCAUACAAAAAACCUUUUACAUAAAUUACUUUACAUGGAUAUGUUUAUACAAAAAAAUUCAUAUAAAUACUACUAUAUAUAUAAAUGAUUCUUCUGUGUAUAUAUAUAAAAUUGUUUUCACAAAAAUCUCUCAUGUAAAUUUUAUUUUUAGAUUUUUCUGAGAGAAUUUUGUAUGUAUGCAAGGAUUCUAAAUUCUCUUCUCUAUAUACACUAUUUCACUUGAUGAUCUCAUCAGUUCCCAUGAAUUCAAUUAUCAUCUCUAUGUUAAAUGGUUUUCAAAUCUUCUUUUCAAAUUUCUAUGCUGAUCUCCAGCUCCUGUCUCCAACUUCUUAUUAGAUAUCUAAAACAGGAUAUUUUUAAACACCAAAACUGAACUCAUUAUCUCUUUAAGAAUAUCUAUUACUAUUUAGAAUACCACCAUCAUGCCAAUACCCCAGACUCACAAAGUCAUUAUGACUCCUCAUCCUCACUCACCGCCUAUAUCCAAUCUAUUGCCAAGACCCAUCAAUUUUAUUUUCAUAAUAUCUUUCACAUGUGCCCCCUUCCCUCCUUUCACACUGCACCUUGUUGUAGGCUCUCAGUACCUAAAAUUUGUAUACUACAACAAUCUGUUGAUUGGUUUCCCUACUAUAAAUCUUUCCCCACUCUAGCCCAUUUUCCACUCAACUGUCAAAGAUCUUCCUAAAAGGACAUGUCUGACUACGUUGCCUUCCCAGUUCAGUGUACUCUAAUAAUUGCUCCCUAUCACCUCCAGGAUUAAAUAUAAAACCUUAUACUUAGCAUUCAUAACCCUUGUAACCUGUUCCUUUCCUCCAUCUUUCUAGUCUUCUUACACUUUAUCCCCCUCCCUAGUAUCUGAGUUCCACUGUAUUGUCCUCUUUGUUUCCUGCAUAAGACACUCCAUCUCCAGGCUCUGGCCAUUCCCAUGUUUGAAAUGCUUUUCCUCCUCAGGUGUUCCUGGUUUGAAGUCACAGCUAAAAUCCCAUUUUAUACAAGGUAGUUUUCCUGAUACCCCCUUAAUUCUAGUGCUUUUGUGUAUUAUUUCUAAUUUAUCCUGUAUAUGGCUUGUUUACAUAGGUGAUUGCAUGUUUCCUGCAUUAGAUUGUAAGCUUCUGGAGAGCAAGGACUGUCUUACCUUUCUAUGAAUUCCUGUCAGAUAAUAGGUACUUAAUAAAUGUUUAUUGACUGACA